Messenger RNA from Ceratosolen solmsi marchali, 1442 nucleotides. RefSeq names its product protein CNPPD1. Gene Ontology annotation, molecular function: protein kinase binding; cyclin-dependent protein serine/threonine kinase regulator activity. The transcript is spliced from 5 exons. The coding region runs from base 168 to 1370 and encodes 400 amino acids. Gene Ontology annotation, biological process: regulation of cyclin-dependent protein serine/threonine kinase activity. Gene Ontology annotation, cellular component: nucleus; cyclin-dependent protein kinase holoenzyme complex. NCBI's taxonomy places the organism in Eukaryota, Metazoa, Arthropoda, Insecta, Hymenoptera, Agaonidae. The record is from RefSeq and is a predicted model, not a curated record.
UCCGGUAUAUUGGUAUUCUAUAAUUUACAUGUUUUUAGUGCUCGAACCUUUGUGCUAUAUAGGUUAUUUCUCACAAAUUACUCAUUUUAAAAAUAAUAUCUGUCUAUAGUUGUUACAUUUUUUACUAACUGAAUGACCGAAUUCUUAAUUAUUGCAUUUCUUAAAAAAUGACGCAUAUUUCGAAGGAUAAGAGGGCAUAUGCAAAGUUCACGGGUGUCAAUAAACACGACGAAUUUCUUAAUCGAAUAUCUAAAACCUUGUAUUACACAAAAUUGCCAGUAACGGAUUGUUUGAGUUUACCUGUAACAGAGCUGGCUGCUGAAAUUUUUACAGAAGUAAAAAAUGGACAAACUUUGGAACGAUUGGACGUCGAGGAAGCAAGUCGCAUUUCAAGAAAUGCAUGUGUAUCACCGUGUUCGCUUGUUUUAGCUUUAUUGUACCUCGAGCGAUUGAAAGAUUGUAAUCCAGAAUAUCUUCAAAGAGUUGCUCCUUCUGAACUAUUCUUGGUUUCAUUGAUGAUUGCCAGCAAGUUUUUACACGAUGAUGGAGAGGAAGAUGAAGUUUUUAAUACAGAAUGGGCUAAGUGCGGUAACUUAAGUAUUGCAAAGAUGAAUCGAUUGGAAAAAGACUUUUUAAAAGCCAUAAAUUGGUCUGUCUACGUACAUAACAAAGACUUUUGGGAUAGGCUACAUAGGUUAGAAAAACACAUUGCAUAUAAAGAGGCUUGUAAAAGAGGUUGGUUUUCUUAUACGGAACUCAAUACUUUAUUCAAUUCGACUCAGUUAGCAGAAUUAGUGUAUACAGCCAUAAGUAUUUCGUCGGUGUGUUUUGCAACCUACGCAGCCGGAUUAAUUACCUUACUUGGGUCGGCGAUAGUUGCAUCGAACUUACCUGGGACUUUAAUAAGUUCAAAACAAUACGCUCAACCUACCAGUGCAUUAAAUCUGCAACUUACAUCGUCGACGCAUCGAAUUUCGCAAAUUGAACUUCAAGAACAAAUUGAGAAUAUUUUAUUAAAUUCAGUUUCUAAACCGUCUGAAAUUUGUAAUAAUUCUUCUGUAGAAAAAGACAUUACUAUCAGAGUUAAUUGGAAAUGGAUAAUUGAUUCGGUUAUAUUUUGGCUUCCAAAUUGUUCACAUUUGAAAUCGGCAUGCUUGAAUAAUUGGAAAAAUAAAUAUAAUGAAAACAAUUUAUACGUGACUAAAUUAGACUUUUUGACAGAAUCGGAGACAUUUUCACGAUAUUCCAACGAUGAAGUUGAAAAUAUUAUAACAAAACAAGAUAUAGAUUUAAGUUUGAAAAUGGCGGCAGAUGAUUGGAAGUAUUAUAUCGCAUAUUUUUCUAAAAUAUCUCUCAGUCAUGGACAGUAAGCACAGUUUAUUAUGUGUAUUAAUUUCAAUCUGACUAUGUAUUGAAAAAAUCGUAAUUCGUGAAUUUUUAUA